CUGAAUUCACUGAGUAUAAAUAUUAAAUAUGUAAUUUGCAAUCACAGUUUGUAUUUACAAAAAGUAUAAUAUAAAGUACCGCCACUCUUUAAAUACAUUUUUUUUUUAUAUAAAAUGGCAAUGGCUAACGAUACACCCGAAAGCGAUUUUUCAAUCGAAUGCUUCCAAAACUAUUCGGCCCCAGAGGUUUUUGUUCAAGGGUUGGCUGGAAUGGUAGAUCAAACUGAUGUAGAAAUGAUAAUACGUGCACAAAAAACGAUGCUACAACGCUUUGAGAAAACAACAGAAAUGCUAACAAACUGCAAUCAAUUGUCGGCCAGCCGACUUCGAGCUGCUUCAGUGGAGUUCAAGAAACACACUCAACUACUUCUAGACAUGAAAAAGGAUUUGGAAUUUAUAUUUAAAAAGAUUAGAGCCAUCAAAACUAAGCUAAGCACACAGUAUCCCGAUGCAUAUAAAGUUGCAAUUGCAGCAGCAGUAGAACAUAAAAAACCAAUAGAAGAAGAGGAAGAUUUCAAAGCAGAAACUAAAAUUGAAUCCAAAAUGGUUGCAACGGUUUCAACAGAAACAUUAAAACCAGCAAGUGUGGACGAGAAGAAAUCAAAGAAAAAAUUGUCUAAACCAGAAAUUGAUAUUAAUUGUAACGAAGGAGAAGGUUCUAGAACAACGAGAAAGGUUAAAAGUAGUAGUUCUUCUGAAACGGAGAGUGCAAGUUCAGGGGACGAAGAGAGCACAGAUACUGGUUGAAAUAUUUAAUUAUUAAUUGAUAAUUUGAGUUUCAAACUAUUACAUUGUAAGUUUGCUUGAAAUAUUUCAUAUAAUUGAGCAUGUAAAAACUCAAUAAGAUUGCAUUAAUAUUGACAAAAAAGAUAUGAAAGUUUUAACCAACAUUUAUUGAUGCGUUUGUCUGGGUUGGUACCAACCACACAUCAUAUAUUCUACCACCAAACAGUAAUAGUUAGUAUUGUUGUAUUCCAAUUUGAAGGGACAAUGAGCCAGUGUAAAGGGACAUAACAUCUUAGUU
This is a messenger RNA of Vanessa atalanta (red admiral), 1024 nucleotides long. RefSeq names its product kxDL motif-containing protein CG10681. The coding region runs from base 115 to 747 and encodes 210 amino acids. The transcript has 3 exons. Gene Ontology annotation, cellular component: BORC complex. Lineage: Eukaryota; Metazoa; Arthropoda; Insecta; Lepidoptera; Nymphalidae. Gene Ontology annotation, biological process: lysosome localization. The record is from RefSeq and is a predicted model, not a curated record.